Molecule: messenger RNA, 2420 nt
Organism: Sphaeroforma arctica JP610
Lineage: Eukaryota; Ichthyosporea; Ichthyophonida
Exons: 5
Coding region: 132-860 (242 amino acids)
Source: RefSeq, a predicted model, not a curated record
AGCAUCUCCAAGAGUGGCCCGUGCGCAUACAUAACUUUACAAUAGUAAGUGAAUGAUCAUUUGAAUAGCGAAGGCGCGAUCGCGCAUACAACUACAAAAUAAGCAAAUAACAUACUUCAUCAUCUACAAUAAUGGUGAGCUUGAAAACAAGAGCGCUUGGAAUACCAUGGGCGGGUACAAUCUGUAACAUCGUUGCAUUGGCCCUUUUGCUGACGGGGUGCUUGACUGACUACUGGCUGUCCGGGGAACUUGGCAAUGUGGGACUUUGGAGGCAAUGCUAUUAUGGUUUGCCCUGUACAUCGCCAAACGAACUGUCGUCGUAUGUCGCACGAGUGAUGAUAGUGAUCUCGUUGGUGAUUGCGUUUUUCUCGCUCUUUGUGGGAGUGGGAGCGCUUGGGUUCUUCAUGCGCGAUUUUCCCGUCCACAUCCUGGCCUGUUUUACCGUGGGCCUAUCAGGCUUUUUGGCCAUCUUAGGGACCUCUAUCUAUAUCGCCGGGUAUUAUCUGGGCAUGGCGGUUUCGUGGUCGUGGGGAUGUUCACUGGCAGCCUCACUACUGCAGCUAUUCGUCACCCCAAAUCUUUACUGGUACUCGUACCAUAUACAGGCGUGGUUUGGUCGUAUGUUGGUCAACACCUUCGGCGUACGCGACAACACGCCCCGCAUGAUCAACGCGUCCAAUCAGUCAGGCAUGGGAGAUGCCUUCAGAGAGUCUAACACAUACAGUCGGAGUGUGAACGGGAGUCGUCCUAACAGUACUGGAGAGGGCGAAGAGGAUGGUUUGGAGCUGCAUGUACAUGCGCACAGAGCUGCACCGCAUAAUAGCAAUCCCUCAUCGAAUGUCGGUAUGGUGGAUACAUAGGUGGUGGGGGGGUAGUGGAGAAAAACUGACAUGUCCAAGUGUAUGCUGAGUUACACGAAUAACCCAUUCGGAGUGAGUGGUGGGUAUAUAUAUAUAUAUAUGAGAGCUGCAUACACUACCGUAUGCACAACGCACGUUAGGCAUAGCUGCUUCACGCUCCAAUGGAAGAUGGAAUACUUGAGCUACACAGUUGUAGGGAAGGCAGGAACACAGGUAGGUGUCCGCACUCAAGCACAGACCUACAAGACCAGAAGGGUUCAAGUGACUUGUACGAUCGUCUACGCUGAAUAUAUAUACAGAUACACAUAUACGCGACCGCCUCCGUGAGUGAUCGACACACAUAUAGCUACCCGUAGUCCCUCGUGUAGGCUGGAUGCUGUGUACCUUAGCUGCAGAGAAAUGCCACUCCCGACCACUUAACACAACACCGGUGGUUUUUAGAACUAUAUUGACUUGUGCUUGCCAUAGGGUCUCGCACCGGCGUCAGAGCCGAUAGUGGGACUAGGCGGGGUUUUGCAUGUGGAUAUCGCAAAAUGGUCUUCUGCAACAGCCCAAGUUCUGAGAACAAGAACAGUAUUGAAACCUCGCUGGCAUUGCAGUAGAAGCUGAACUAUGUGCUACGGCAUCUGGUUAUGCUGAAGUACGCGCACAGCCACACGCAGUCAACCCCAGUGUUUAGGUCGACAUAGUAUUGGAGUAAGGAGGCAUGCGCAUAAUUAUAGCUGAUUGGGAAGCGUCGAAGGUCUCAUAAGGUGGUGUACUCCGUAUUGUUUGUUUUUUUCCUUAUACGCACGUGCUUUCAAGAGUGUGAUGCACCCUACUAGCAACACAUAUCUAUAGAGGAUGGGACAUCAGCACUGUUAUGGGCAAUCAGUAUCGAAUAUCUGUGCAUGUGCAUUAUAUUUAAUUUUCAGGAUAGUCUGUUGAGCAGUGCCUAUUUACGAUCGCGAACCUAUCCUUGGUGGAAGCAUUGGUUAGCGUCAGCGAUCUUUGGAAAAAUGAAGAUUGGAUUGAAAGCCUUAGCUACUUUCCACAUUCGCGACCACGUGCAAAUGACCUGUUAGUAGUUAUACCCAUUGUCCCAUAUACUAGCACGUUGCGCUGGAAUAUGAGCGCUAUUGAUGUGGAGUGGAUAGUAGAAUCAAAGGGCAGACGCGAUUUCUCGUGUCGGUCUGAUUGGAAUGGACCCAGGGCAGAAUUGAUACCCACACUAACACUAUCAAGUGGGAUCCGAUUGGGUGUGCAUCACGACAGUACGUCAAGAAAAUUUCCGAGAUGUAGUGGUUUCGUACAUUACGUCAGCAGCGAAUAUCGCUUGGGCAUCGAUGAUAGCGGCCAUAGUUACACUUGUGCAUACCACAAUUGCCGAUAGAUGGCAGCUCAUGGGUGUCCGAAGUAUAUGAUCUUCACGCACGUUUGGCUGGGCAUUUGAGCAGCGAACUGACAUUGUGCAGAUUAAAAGAUCCACUAGAUCUGCACAUGGCUCGAACUACGUCUGCACAUGCUUCGAACUACGCAACUCGCAAUUAGAACAAUUACAAAUAAAUCGUCAAAGGGUGC